AAAAAAAUAAGGUCCAAUUUUCCACACAAACUAGCAAGGUAACGUUGGUUACUUCAGUCUACCAGACGAUAGCUAACUGGAAAAAAGUAGCACUUGUGACAGCAGCACACCAUCCUGUGAACUAAAAUGAACCAUGCUCCUCCAGAGGCAGUGGGUCUUGACCCCGCUGUGCUGAGAGACGAACUCUUCGCGCUAUGGAACUGGAAAGAUCUGCAGACGCUACAUUUGGCAGCCCUCCAGGGAUUUUCAAAGCUGUCUGAGCCUCUGGAGGCUUUACUAACAAUCCUGGAGGGCUGUCCAGGCAAACAGAAGGGUCGGAGCCACACCCUCGGCCAUCACAUCCUCAUGGAAUUCCAAACAUGGAUGAAGGAACUUCCUCAGGUGACCCUGAGCUCACUCCCAGAGCAGCAAGCAAUGACGCUUCAACGUCGUGCUCUGAGCUUACUGACAGACACCCCGGCCAGCUUUGUAGACGGCCUCGUAAAUGUCUAUCAACUCAAUUCCCUGGAUCCAGCCAUACUCGUACUGUACAUUAUGAGGUUGCAGGCCCUUCGCUGCUACAAAGAGGCGGCCAUGCUCAGCAUAAAGCUGAAGUUACAGAACGAUCUGAAUAUGGAGGAGAUGUGUGUACCACUGAUCUUGCAGAAUAAGUUGCCUUUGGCAGAGUCCUUCGUCAUUGGCCACAAUCAUCUCGAACAACAACUGGUUACACUGCUAGACUCGUGGUGCCACCCCAGCUUCAGUGUGGGCGAGAUAAUUAAGCGCUUACCUCGCCUCGCUCUUACCAAACAGUGCAUGAGCCAGAUCCAGCCCAAACUGCUCACCAAACAGGUCUUCAGACUCAUGGAGAAGUUCAACAUUGACCAAGGACUGUGUCCCAAUGCUCUGCACAAGAGGAGAUUGGACUCUUCACGUUUCCUCAUGUACAAGACGUUUGUGCAGAAAAGCAUGACAGAGGAGAACUGGAGUGACCAUGUACAGUACGUCGUGGCAGAUGACCUUGAGCUGCAGAUCAAAUUGGUGGAGAUGUUGGUGAAGUACUCUGGUAUUCAGAAAGCCUCCCAGUGGUCACUGAGAUACAACAUCCCCAGAAACCGACUUCCCUUUGGGGUAUGGGAAACACAGCAGAAUCUACCGCCUGAUCUACAACCGAUAGGUUCGAGUGGUUCAGGUCAAACUGAGGAGUGGAUCCCGUCUCAGUCUCACUGUCAGAAGUUCUACCAGGUGCCGCUCACCAAAGACAAGGUUCAUUUUGUGGACUCGCCGGAAGCUCUUCAGAGAUGUGCAAACUUUGUGCUGAAGGAGGGUGGUGUUGUAGGAGUUGACAUGGAGUGGCAGCCCACGUUUGGCUGUAUCUCUACCCAGCAAGUUGCCCUGAUACAGCUUGCAGUUUUGGAUCAGGUUUUCUUAUUAGACCUUUGUGCAAAUGGAUUCUGUCAACACCCAGAUACUAUUAGUUUCAUCAGGACCUUGUUCUCCGAAAGGAACAUUCUUAAACUGGGUUAUGGUAUGUCGGGGGAUCUCAAGUGUCUCUUGGCCACCUGGCAGCAGCUUAUAAAGGAGCCAUUGAAGAUGCAGGGGAUUCUUGAUCUUUUUAAUAUACACCAAAAGAUCCAGCGUCAAAAGGUCAACAGGACUCAACAAAGACCCAAAGAGGUGCUGGUAGGAGAGAACUCUACAGAGAAAGGCCUCAGUCUGCUGGUACAACAGGUCUUGCAAAAGCCCCUAGACAAGACCGAGCAGAUGUCCAACUGGGAGAAACGGCCACUGCGCAUCAGCCAAAUUAGAUAUGCAGUGGCAGAUGCCUACUGUUUGCUGGAUGUGUACUCUGUCCUCUCCAGCAAACCAGCUUACUUUGGGCUACCAGCUGAUCUACUCAGCAUCGUAUCAACCCAAUCAGUAAAGAAUCGAGACAAGAAGGAGAAACGGGCCCAUGUCAAAGAGGAAUGUCAGGGGGCUCAAAGGGUCAGUCCCCCUCGCUCUGACACAGAGAAAGGCCUCCUGUGUGGCGAGAAGCCUUCAGAAGACGCCCCCCCUCUGCCCCCCCAGCACUUGCGGGUGGUGUGUGACAACAUGCUGCAGGGACUCGGGAGGUACCUGCGCUGUUUAGGAGUCGAUGUGCUCAUGUUGGAGAACACUGAUGAUCACAGAGUAGCAGCAAAGUUAGCACAAGCUGAAGGCCGUUUCAUACUCACGUGUGGACAACCGUUUCAAAGUUUGCGGUCCCAGGUAGGCGAGGGUCGUUGUCUGUCCCUCGACUGUUCAGAAAAGGCCCGAGACCAGGCUGUCCGAGUCCUCCGACACUUCAAUGUCCAGCUCACUCCCAGCGAUAUAUUCAGCCGCUGCCAGGCGUGUAACAGCGAUCAAUACGCGGCGGUGCCCAGGAAGGACAUGGUCAGGAUGCUGAAACAGAAAGGAUUUCUGCAGGACAACACUGACCACACACAACAACAGGAAGAGGAGACGCUCGAUGACAUUCUGACCCCCAGUGUGACCCCUGAAAUCCCCAGGUAUGUUCAGUGUCAAUGGGCCCCCCUCUCAGAGCUGGACCCCGACACCCUGACCUUUCCCGGGGGGGCACCCGUACAGCUCCACACCGUGCCCCCUGCUCUCCUGCCGAGGAUACCGCUCUUCUAUGUCUGCACCAGAUGUGGCAAGGUGUUCUGGGAAGGCUCUCACUUUGGCCGCGUCCUCUCCAUGUUUCAGGACAUCUUACACGUAACAGACGAGGACACUGAACCAGCUGCAGCGGCACAGAAGCACUGACUUUACCUGACGCUCAAAAACAUCCAAAAUAAUAUUUUACUCUUUUAAAACCUGGCUGCCGUGAAAUCCAAUUUAAUUGCCUCGUAUAUUUCAGUUUUAUUUUGUAAUUGAGAAUCGACUCAUAUUCAAAUUUAACAGUCAUACCAUAAAAACGCAUGUGUAUAGUUUCAACAGUUUUAAAACUAUUGCGUUUAUAAGAGUUUAAAACUCAGCGAACCAAAGACGGUUAGCGCUGCGAUCGCGUUUUAAAUUUGAUUGUAUUUUCUGUUCUUCCGCAUUUGUGAUGAUUUAUGUUUUGGAUCGUAUUUGAGAUAAUUUGGAAGAACUUUCCCUCACCAGGGAUUUAUAUCAUCAAACUAUAAAGCGCUUUGUUAAGUUUAGUUUCGUUUAACACAUUUUAAAACUUUGAUCAUUGUUUUAAUUUGAAAAGCAGCAGUUACAUGAUGACAGGACUCAGUUCUUUGGACUUCGUAGCAGUCGUACUGUACAUUUUCAUUUUCCUGUCAUUUCAUCUGUAGAAUUUUUACUUGUUUAGCUGGAAGCUGAAUAUGUAUUAAUAAAGUGCUUUUCAUUUCAUUUAA
This is a messenger RNA of Cottoperca gobio, 3347 nucleotides long. RefSeq names its product exonuclease 3'-5' domain containing 3 (gene exd3). The transcript is spliced from 21 exons. Lineage: Eukaryota; Metazoa; Chordata; Actinopteri; Perciformes; Bovichtidae. The record is from RefSeq and is a predicted model, not a curated record. Bases 127 to 2766 code for a protein of 879 amino acids. Gene Ontology annotation, biological process: nucleobase-containing compound metabolic process. Gene Ontology annotation, molecular function: 3'-5' exonuclease activity; nucleic acid binding.